Molecule: messenger RNA, 1822 nt
Organism: Aspergillus ibericus CBS 121593
Lineage: Eukaryota; Fungi; Ascomycota; Eurotiomycetes; Eurotiales; Aspergillaceae
Product: amino acid permease
Exons: 6
Coding region: 108-1655 (515 amino acids)
Biological process (GO): transmembrane transport
Cellular component (GO): membrane
Molecular function (GO): transmembrane transporter activity
Source: RefSeq, a predicted model, not a curated record
CUCAGGUUCUCUUUGCAACUCUUUUACUCCCUGCGCUGAGUUAGGUAUCCGAUUCCUUGGACUGAGAACGCAUGCUUCUUUUUGCAUGACAACGAUAACCACUAGUUAUGGGUUACAAUCACCAAGUUGAGAUGUCUGGUUUUAACAAGAGUCCUCAUGCUAUGAGCAUAGAGGAUCCUCCACCCCCAUCUUCCUGCCAAUAUCGAGGGAAGCCGCGACUUGAGCGGUAUCUAGGCUUUCUACCUAUGCUAGCUUUCGCCGCAACCUUACAGGCAUCCUGGGAAUCCCUGGGAUCUAGUCUAUACGCGGGGUUGUUGAAUGGCGGCCCAGUCGCAAUCGUCUACGGCAUGAUACUAUCUUUCGCUGGCUCUCUGAGUUUAACUCUGUCCAUGGCAGAGAUGGCCUCCAUAAAUCCCGUAGCUGGUGCUCAAUACCACUGGACGUAUGAGCUAGCACCUGUUGCCCCUCGAUUUCUGAGCUUUAUUAAAGGCUGGGUCACGGUCAUAGCAUGGUGGGCAAAUGUUGCCGUUGGGCCAUACUUAGUUGGGACUGAAAUCCAGGGACUUCUCGUACAGAACUAUUCCUCCUACGUCCCCCAAGGCUGGCAUGGGACUCUUCUCGUUUUUGCAGUCCUAUUCCUGCCGCUGCUGGUCAACAUUUUUGCCCGCCGUCUUCUUGCACCCGUCGAAGUACUAUCGGGUGUCAUCCAUCUACUAUCCUACCCGGCAAUCAUGGUUGUCAUGAUCGUGCUAGGGCAACGCCACACGAAUGAAUUCGUAUGGGCGGAAUUUGUCACUGACCAGAGCGGAUGGCACAACGACGGGGUUAUCUAUUCCAUUGGCUUGCUGACAGCAGCCUUCACUCUGAGCAGCUUUGACGGUGUUAUUCAUAUGUCAGAGGAGGUCAAUGAUGCUCCUAGAGCCGUUCCUCGGUCGAUGGUCUGGGGCCUGGUAUUGAAUGCCAUCCUCGCAUUUGGUUUUGCUAUUGCCUUGCUAUAUACAAUGGGAGACUUCCACAGUGCACUCGAUUCGGCGACCGGAUACCCCAUUAUUGAGAUAUUCUAUGCUCAGACAGGGUCAAAAGCAGCAGCCAGUGCAAUGAUGCUGCCAAUUCUUCUUUCGGGCUGCUAUUCAUCCUUCAACGUGCUGGCAUCCGUUAGUCGGCUGACAUGGGCUUUUGCGCGAGAUGAGGGUUUCCCAUUCUCAUCAUUCUUCGCAUAUGUAUCACCUCGAUACAAGAUCCCCCUCCGAUCUCUUUUCCUCGUCACGACAAUUACGGUACUGAUUGCAUUGAUCAAUAUUGGCUCUUCAGCUGCUUUCAACGCCGUCCUGUCACUGGAUACCCUCGCCCUAUACAUCUCCUACCUAGUCCCUGUCCUCUUCAUGCUGAUCAAGCGCAUCCGCGCCCCGGCUGAUAUCCGCUGGGGCCCAUUUACCUUGGGAAAACUGGGUAUUCCGAUCAAUGUUUUUGCCAUCCUGUACGGCACUUACAUUACCAUCUUCCUGCCUUGGCCUGAGACGCAACCGGUCACGGCCAGCAGCAUGAACUAUGGCGCCCCGGUGUUUGGCAUUGCUCUGUUAUUCGCGGUGAUUGACUGGUUUGUUCGAGGGCAUAAGAAGUGGAAUGGACCCACAGUCAUGCCGGAGCCGAAGUAGCGCUAGCGGCUUGGUUAGGGGAUGGAUAGAGUCUAGAUGGGGAUCGACUGUUGAGACGGACACCACUUGUUUCAGAUUUAGGUUCCUAUAAAAGCAUGUUUUGGUUUAUAUAGAUGCGACAUAUUCAGGGAUAGCAGAAUAGACAGAGAUCCGAUUUACGGUCUAAU